CACCCCCUUUUACCUAAAUGCGCGCUUCUAAAGAUCUUGUUAUGGAUCUUGGCAUUUGAGAAAACAAACAUGGCCCGUUUUGGUAGUUCUGCCUUUUUCGCUAACUGCGCGCCACAAUUCAAUCCUCUAUAUUCUGAUGCGCAAAGUUCUGGGGGGGCCUAUGGCGAGGGAGCUGUGAAAUUAUCCGAACGAGGGUUUGGCCCGUUAGCAGCUGUGCCGUAUUCCUUUGAACCACCGAGAGCGUCUUUGGAUGAGUUCGCGAGGUUUUCUGCGCCGCAGUUCGUAUGGGGUGGUGUUCCAUGGACGGGAAGUGUGCACAGGACGGGUACUGUAGAGUCUGGCGUGAUCCCCACAGUAUACAGUUCAUCUGGGGUAGCCACAACACCGAGCGCCACAACAACAUUCAAGUCAGAUGACGCGUCGACUAGCUUGGGUCACAAGGCUUGGAGUUCAGCUCAGGUGCGAUCAAGAGCACGCACGGCGUACACCGCGUCUCAACAACUUGAGUUAGAAAAAGAGUUCCUCUACUCGCGAUAUAUAACACGGACUCGCAGGAAAGAGCUGGCAAACACGCUAGAUUUGUCCGAGAAACAUAUCAUAAUUUGGUUCCAGAAUCGUAGAAUGAAGAAAAAAAAGACAGACAGUAAUGGUGCAUUCGAAGGAGUGAAGGCGAAUACGAGGGAGAUUCGGGAAAUGUAUAGGAUUGUUGUUGAUGAUGUGUGAUGCGUAAAUUCCCUCUCACUUU
Messenger RNA from Nematostella vectensis (starlet sea anemone), 745 nucleotides. Its product is annotated as homeobox protein Hox-B3a. The record is from RefSeq and is a predicted model, not a curated record. Gene Ontology annotation, molecular function: RNA polymerase II cis-regulatory region sequence-specific DNA binding; DNA-binding transcription factor activity, RNA polymerase II-specific. Lineage: Eukaryota; Metazoa; Cnidaria; Anthozoa; Actiniaria; Edwardsiidae. Gene Ontology annotation, biological process: type B pancreatic cell differentiation; regulation of transcription by RNA polymerase II. The transcript has 2 exons. Bases 70 to 723 code for a protein of 217 amino acids. Gene Ontology annotation, cellular component: nucleus.